This is a messenger RNA of Haplochromis burtoni (Burton's mouthbrooder), 16181 nucleotides long. RefSeq names its product SRY-box transcription factor 5 (gene sox5). The transcript has 16 exons. The coding region runs from base 8623 to 10908 and encodes 761 amino acids. NCBI's taxonomy places the organism in Eukaryota, Metazoa, Chordata, Actinopteri, Cichliformes, Cichlidae. Gene Ontology annotation, molecular function: RNA polymerase II cis-regulatory region sequence-specific DNA binding; DNA-binding transcription factor activity, RNA polymerase II-specific. Gene Ontology annotation, biological process: cell fate commitment; regulation of transcription by RNA polymerase II; positive regulation of chondrocyte differentiation. The record is from RefSeq and is a predicted model, not a curated record. Gene Ontology annotation, cellular component: nucleus.
CAUUUCUCUGUCAUUUCUCAGGCUUGGAAUAGGCUUGGCCAGUGGAUAGAUACAUCAUGAUAUAUUUGUCUAGCGAAAGCUUAUACAUGUAGAAACGUAAGCUAAAGGCGGUGGGAUACUUCCUAAGAAGAGCAGAUUGUUGUGGUGUGAUUGUAAUGCUGGCUUCCAGUCACUAGAGGGUGGUUGAGCCUGAGCUAUGUGAGCGGGACUCAGCUGUGGGGAUACUUUGCCUGACAGGAGGUAAGAUUAUUGACAUGUUUCACAAAAUGAUCUCUGCUCUGUGUGAAACAUUCUUGGCAUUCAGGCUAAAUAGGAAAAGAAGAGUUCAGACACAUACAUGUAAAAAAAAAAGGAGCUGAAUGUUUGAUUUGAUUUAAUUGUUUUACUUACCAGUGUUAUAAUUUUUGCUUUUUAAGUUUGCCCAAAACAGACUUCAAUAAUUGCAGAGAGUCUUAGUAAAGUAAGUAGAAUGUGACCGUUUUUAUAUGUAUUUGCACUUUGUGUGUUUAAGUGCUGCUUUUUUUAUAGUCUGCCUUAUUGCGGUACAUGUAGAGAGAAGAAUACAAAACAGAGAGACUACAUUAUCUCUGCAGCAACUUCGCAUACUGUAAUUCCACUUUAUCCACAAACGGCUCGAGUUGUAUUCUCUGCUCAGAAGUUUUUCAAGGUUUAACGUGUGUGUGUGUGUGUGUGAUAGAGAGAGAUAGGCCGCUCUUCCUUUGUUUUAUUAAACUGUCUUGAAUAAAAAGUGUCAGCACAAGUUUGAUUUUCACCAGUAGAUUUGUGAUGAUAAACGCCAGCAAAUGUCACUGGUUUGGUUUGGGCUUCAAAGGCUGGUUAUAGGACUGCUCUGUAGUGCAGGAGCGUGGGGCACGGACCCAUCCUUACUGACCCAGCGGGGCGUCUCUUGGCCAGACACUUGAGCUUCAGGCCCCAGGGGUCUGAUACAAGCUGCCAAAUCCUGAGAAGGUAGCUGUACUACAACCUACUCAAAGCAAAGAACGAUACAUGAUUAAUAUGUGUCUGCGCGCCCUUUGUACUUGCUGAUAAAAUCAAAGACCUUUAUCAAAGCUUUCUUUCUGAGGCCAAGUAUUUGCCAGGGAAAGAUCAUGAAUUGCCCCCUAACGUUUUACAGUAUUUAUUCUGUCUAAUACAAUUAGUAGUUAUAUGCUAUGCAUUUUUUUUUCCAAUUUAUAUUUUGUGCGUAAGGAAAGAAAUACAUCAAAAUUAAUAUUCGAGAUUUAUUUGAUGGGAUGAUAGAAGUUAUAUGGCAUCACAGAAAUCUUGACAAUCUUCAAAGGAACCAGUGGGAAUGGCUGAGAGGUCAAAGACAGCUUUGUGCUCUUAAAAGAGAGGAAAUUGAUUAUAAGAUGUUAAGCAUUAAAUGUAAUGUUCAUAAUGGGCUGACACAAAAAACAAAUGAGAACAUUCAUGAAACGACUGUACAUGCAAGAAAGUGAGAGAGAGAGAGGCAGGGAGAGGGCUGCACAUGAUCUUGAUUGGGAACAGCUUUAAACAAAUUAGGGUAAUUCUGGUGCCCAGUUUGAAGUAAAAAAAAACACAAUACCGAUUGUGGCAACGUUUCCUUUUAAACCUAAACAAGGAGGCUCUUACAGUGUUGUAUUAGCAACAUAUUAAUGCAGGUCUAGACAAAGAGAAAGGUUUUCAGUUUGUAUCCUUUAAGAACAGCUAUCCCGUCAGCCUUACCACAAAAAGUCAUUAAAAAGCGAAAGUUUACAUAAACAGUUCAUUCAGUUAAACAUGUUAAAUAUGUACAUUUCAGCUGGGGGAAGCUAUCAAAACUCCAACUAAUAUUACUCCUUCGACAUGUUGUAAACUGCAGACCUAUGAAAUACCGCUCACAUGCUUUAAAUUCUGAUUUGGUCUAGGUUCCUGACUACGCCUUCAUUUGGGUUUUCAUCAUACAGCUAUGCUGAAGGGUAUUAUUAUUAUUAUUGUUAUUAUUAUUUUGCAGCUUGGAAAAGAUCGUUGUUCGUGCCGAGGGAUUUAAUAAUUUCUCCAAUUUUCCCAAAGGUUCAAAUGCAAUGUCAAAUACAAUUACAAAAAUGAUUUUCAUGUUACUUAAAGCCUUAAUUCUAAUGAAAAUUAUAAAAUUAAUUAUUUGCUCUUUUUGAAUUUUAUGCCAGUAGCAUACUUUUGAAAAAGGGGCCGUGUCAUCACAGCUUCUUUUAACAGCGCUCUGUAAGUGUUUGUAAGUAUUUGCAUCAGCAACCAGGUUUUAAAGCAAAAUAUUUUCCCAUUCCUAUUUUAUAUGGAAGUUCAGCUGGAAGAGUUUUAUUACGUUAUAUGUUAAAGUGUCAGUCGGUGGCAGGUCUGGACAGCUGCUAGUCUUCCCAACUCUGAGCCGUGCUGUUGGAAUACCUCCAAAAGUUGUUUUAGCAUUGUCUUGCUGAAAUAAGUAAUGACUUCUUGAAAGCAUUGGAUGAUAGCAUGCAUUGCUCAGAAACCUGUAUAUAAGGCAUUGGUACCUUCACAAAUGUAAAAGUUCGCUAUGCAAUGUAUGCCAUCGCAUUUGUGAUAUUUUUAGACAUUUUUCCACUUUAUGCCAGGUCAUGCUACAGAGAAGGUGACAGUGUCUGUGAAUGCAACUGUUACUUUCGGAACUAUUUCUUAGCUUAUGCAGCGAUUUCCAUCCUUUAAUUUUCUAAAACACUUAAUCCAGUAUGGGGCUGCAGGAAGGUGGGUAUACUGGGACUAUCCCAGCUAAUACAGGUAGCAAGAGGCCUGCACUAUGAAGUAAGUUCAGCAUGCUAGGGGUAUAUUUCUGUUAAGUGAAUUCACUAACCCUAACAUCAGCACUGACGAUAAGCAGUCACAUGAAGCUGGUUACCAACUUGUCAAAUUAACGUAGGGUUUCCUAAUUUAAUUAUAAGUGUGUUCACAUGAAAAGGUUGCUGCUGGCACCAUCUGACCAAUCACGAACGUGGAUAAGUCCUGGCAGAAGACUGGCUGAUCAAACAAAGGAAGAGAACUAUAAUUUUAGAAAAAUAUGAAGAGGUUAAACAUACUACAGCGUGAAAGCAACACAGCCAGUGCAGACAGCACUGCCAUAUGAGUGAAUGUGAGAGGAAAAGCACUGUACAGGAGUUUAGUGUAAAGAACGUAUGAAUGCAUGUGAGCUCUAGUCAGUAAGACUGGAAAAGAGCAACUAUAUUGAAGACAAGAAGGAAAGCUGGCAUGCAGACUGUGUAAGUCAACAGACAGCGUAAUAUCAGAUCGCAUUAGGACACAGGAGAAUCUGAUAGUAUGUCAUAAGAUUAAAACAAAGAGUAAAGAACAAAUAUAAAAACUAAAUUCAUCAGAGUACAUGGAAAUUUGACCCACAAAUACUAAUAGGUGUGGUGUUUAAGGAUCAUAUCAACGCUUACAGAACAAAUAAACUGUUUUAAAAUAAAGUGUUGGACCUUCCUGCUCUACACCCACGAGUUCCCAGGAAUCUUCCAGGAAUGGAGGCGUUAUUUUCUUAGUAAAUAUAUCUCAGUUUUCACCUUGUAGUAAAUUAAGAAGACAAAGAGUUACAGGAUGAUGGUGGUUAAAAUUUCCAGGUGUGAUAUUAAAGAUACGAGGGAUCUUUAAAAUAGAGAAAUGAUUAUAUGCUUAUACUGUAAUAAUAUUGAUAAUUUAGCAGUCAUCCUGAAGCACCUGAAGGUAAAUUGAACUGAAAUGAAUAAACAAAAACACCAUAGACCUUGAGAUGUUAGGGCACACGCAGGCACACUCACACAUAUGUAGAAACACACUCACACCAUGGGAGAGAGAGACGGAGAGAAAGACAGAUCCCUGAGUUACCUAGCUGCUAAACACUGAAGAGAGGAGAGUGAAUUUGGAGUGACAUCCCAGUUAUUGCUCUUGACAUUUGUGCAUCGUCCAGGCGCAUAUGUGCAGUAAAAGCCGCACCUAGGGGAAACUCUGUGUGCGUGUGUGUGUGUGUGUGCGCACACACUGAUGAGCUAAGCACAGCUGAGGACAGACAGUGAAUGAAUAAUAAAGUGUGUCAAACCUGACCUAUGCGGUCACUCUGCUGAGACUUUCCCUUGUUUGACCGCCUCCCCAACCUCCUCUCUAACACACACAGACAAAGCCUCUUGUGCGCUAACUUUAGAAUGAUGAGACACCAAUGAUUGUCUUUGUUUUUCAGCUUUAACAUACAGCAGCUAUUGAACUGUGAAAGUGAAUUGGACAGGGAUCAACCAUAUAAUAUAGUUUUGACAGCCUUUGAAGCGCAUCCGCUCUGCCCCCACGCUUCUGCUGAUUGCCCCUGAGCCCUCUUUCUCCUCUGCAAAGGCAUACUGUGGCAUUUACAAGGUACAGUGGGCAGCGGGACGCACAUUAGAAACAACUAAGCAUACAUGGAUGGAGAGCGAGGUAACAGUGAUUUAGGGUGAAUCAUUUUGGUUGAGUCAAACAGCGAUGCGAUAGCAAAUAAGAAGCUUGGCAAAAAGACAAUUUGCAGCUGGUGACCAUCACAAAGGAAAAAGUAGUGCCCACUAAUCAAUGUGAAAUGCUUUAAUGUUAACAUAUUUUAUAAAAUAUGCUCUUACUAAGUGCAAGACAGGGAAGCUUAUCUGGGAGCUACAGAUGGCUGGCAAAUAAAGGAGAAAACAACAGAAAGUGUCUAUUGAUCGGUCCUCUCCACCAUGAUAUCACCAAGCUUUUCCAAGCCUCUGCAUCCCAAAAAUAUGUUUAAGAAAAAAAGUAUAUAUUUUUGGAUCCUUUUAAUGAUUAAAUCAAUAACAACAACUUACAUCACAAUUGUUUGUCCGGAUGAAGAAUAUUCCAGCGUGGCAGUAGACUGUUACUAUCGAUUUAACAAAAAUGAGUGAAGAAAAUUUAUGAAUGGAUUUUUUGCUGCAGGCUGGUAGCACCCUUAAAGACUUCAAGAGACUUAAUGAGUACUGUAGAGCCUGUCCUUCCUGUGCUGUGCAUUUGCAGAGAAAGGCAUUCUUUCACAGGAUACCCGCUCACUCAUGUUUUAAUGGUGCAAAAUAGCCUGAAACCUCUUAUAUAUGUACAGUGGCUGAGGUCUGACAAUGGCAAAGAAUAUGUGAUUUAAACUACUGAGUGUGAGUAAAUUUUCUUCAGAACCUGAAAAUGAUGUUUCCCACUCCCCCCCCCUAUUUUGAUCUGUAUUUGUGAAUGACAAGUGAGCACCUUGCUCACUCAGACUCCAGGGCAAGACUGACUAUUUAUCGCUGGCUCCACCUUCUUGCUCUGAGCUACAGCUCGGUCAUUGCUUACCUUCCUGGUUAAGAGGUCCUGUGUCUGAUGCCUGUUUGGUUGUGGUGCCCAGUCUUGAGCAGCUCCAGCUCAGUCAGUAUCAGCAGGGGGAUGUCAUUGCCUACAUAUUGUUCUUUGAUUGGGCGACUUAGUAAAACAUCAUUGAGAAAAGACCCUACAUCAAUCAGAAGCACUCCUGGAGAAAAAAAAAAGAGAUAAAUGGGCCAAACUACUCAAAAGAAGUUUUUUGUUUUUUAUUCAGUACAAUUCAAUUUUAUUUAUAUAUAGAGCCAAAUCACAGGAACAGUUGCCUUAAGGCGCUAUUUUAAAAGAACAGCAGGGUUUUUCCUGGCUCAGAAUGGGUCUUUAGGAAGUUAUUAUGUGCUUAAGCCCCCAACAGGUCAUUGCAGAUCGGCGCCCUUCCCUGAAACUGCUUCUGCCAGAGUUUUCUUCCUGUUAAAAGGACGUUUUUCCUUCCCACUGUCAUUGAGUGCUUGCUAAUAGGAGGUUAUUUGAUUGUUGGGAUUCUCUCUUUAUUAUUGUAGGGCCUUUACCGUAGAAUAUAAAGUGCCUUAAAGUGAUUUUUGUUGUGAUUUGGUGGCGUAUCAGUAAAAAUGAAUUAAGCACAACUGGCUAUGCAUAUUGUUUAAACAAGUCUGUGUUAAUUUACCUGAUGUAAGUCAGCACAUUUGCCUGUUGUUUAUGGCUAUACACAAUUGUUUUCAACAUCUAAAAAAUGGCAAUAUUUGUAUCACAGUACUGGUGAUUCUCCUUUGGUGAAUGGUCAUUAGCUCUCUGGUGGGUGCCAAGAUUUUUAACAUCCAGGAAAAUUGUACUUAACGGCUUAUGCAGUUGUUAAUGUAGCAUCACAAAUGUGGUCUAACUCUGUUAGAAAGCUGCAGAAUAAUUUUGACUUGUGCCCAGCAUGCAUUUAUUGUUAUAGUUAUUGGCAUUUUGUUUUUACAGUUUUGGCUGAGUGUUGAACAAUAGCACAAAACGUUGUGGCUCAAACAUUAAAUCAGACUUGUCCAUUUGUGCAUUUGUCAUGAGUCUCUUCUUAUUUGAAUGUUUUCUGAUGAUUUUCAGGAAAGGGAGCAGUGUGAACCCAUAUGGAAUCUUCAUGGGGUGUUUUCAUGCUGUCAUUUUGUGAAAUAAAAUCACAGUAUGUGAUCAAUAUCCACUGAUUGAUUGAAACAUGUGCAAACUUAGAUAAAAUACAGUUUUUAAGCCCUAACCAUAGUUUGUACAAUUAUAAUGAGUUUGAAAUUCAGUAUUUGGUAUCAUCACCUUAGCAGGCUUUCUUGUAAUUUCUUUAAGCAGUCUUUAGAAUUAGUUCUCCAAUCUGAGGAACAUUUAAAGCUCUUCUUUGGAUGGUGAACGCAUGUAGUUUCCUCAAUUGCGUUAAAGGACAACCUGCCAAUAUCUGCCAAAUUUUCCCUCAAUGCAUUUGGGAAUCACAAUGUUGGUGCACAAACACAUGCCUGUGGAAUUGUCUUAUCUUUGGUAUUUUUCAUAGAUUCAGCUAAAGAAAUUGGUACAAAUUAUGUGUUUUUGCAACAAACUACUAGCAACAAAGUGUCUACAGAUGCUAUUUAAAAUUGGCUAUUUGCUAAAUUAUCUAAAAUGAGUCCAAAGGAAAACUUUGAAAACCCUUCAAAAUUCCUUGAGAAAUAUUGCUCAAGAGCAUUAAAAAAAAAGUCUUACAAGAAGGUACUUUGCAAACAAAAUAUGAAGAAAUAAAGGUUGCCUUGAGACUUUUACACAGUACUGUAUGACAAAUAAUUAGCUUUAUUUCACAAGUUAUCAAAGUCAGGGUUCUACUAAUAAAUGCACAAGUUGUCCCAAUUUCAUUGACAUGAACUAAUGGUUCCAACCAAAUACCAUUGUCUUAUCAAACAGGUUAUCUAGGCAAAAACAUGGCCUAUUUUCAUCUGAUAUAUUUUUCUGUCUGGCUUCUACUUCACAAACCAUGUGCCAAACGUUUCUCCACUUUUUGAGUCCUUUUUCUGGCCUUCAUGUGAAUUUUCGCAGUCUGGAUGAGGACCAGUUUUUAAUUAAUUUCGGCACCACAUAAAAAAGGCUACGUAACAUAUAAGAAAACCCCCAAUAUUUACCGCCUGCCAAAUUUACUUAGUUUCCAAUGUUCAAGUUCAAGUUAAAUUAAGUAUGCGAUGUCAUUUUUAAAAAUGAAAAAUCUGAAUUAAAUCAGCCAAUGAGUGAACUAGGAAAGAGCGGUGUGGACCAAUGGGGAAGAAGGAGGGGGGCACUGCAAUGUAUGCAAAUUAGACAGUUUAGUCAAGGUCCUCGCGAGCUUAACAGGUGUGUGAAAAAAAAAACUUUUUAUUUUUUUUCUGCGGCCGAAGGGUGAGUGUUUUAUUCUGAAAGUUAACCAUUAUACUUCGAUAGCAGUAGACGUACUAAAAAAAGAAAUAGUAGCCACAACUGCCUUUAAGCGAAAAUAUCCCAGUUUUGGACUAGCUUGCUUUCAUUGUAGGCCAAAGUUUAGCCUCGGGCUAAAUGUAAACGUCACCAAAUCAUUUAAAUGACUGACUGCAACUAUUCCGGCUCAAGGUGUGGUUUCUCCCUCGCAGUUUAGUGCAGGGCAGGUGACACUGAGGAUUUUACAUUACACGUCUGGGUUUGUUUUUUUUUUUUGAGUAAACCCACCUACUACAAGGCAGCAUUUAAAAUUGGUAUUAUUUGCUAGCCUGGUAGACAUUCAAAGGAGCCUACUUACUGUAGUUGGCAGAAACCUGCUUCUAAGGCAGAUGGAAUAUAAAGCUUGUGGUUUUGAAGUGUUUUACAACUUAUGAUAGUGGCACAUUCAAAGUUAUUCCUCUUGACAGUCUACAGCUUCAGGUCAGAUUUUACCUCAUGUGUUUUAGAUUUUACCUUCUGGUUACACAUCAGUUGUAGACUUUUAAUAGUUUGUUCUUGGAAAGAGAAAUGUCUUGACUUGAGGAGUAGCUAUUGUGAAGAGGAAACAAAUUGACUUCUCCUGCCCUUAGUGUCUCAGCUUUUGUGUAAUUUGCCCAAAUCUUGUCCUGUAUGUGUGCAUGCAUGUGUGUGUAAUGUGAAGUGAAGUGAAGAGAGAGAGUGGAAAAGAGGUGGUGUGGCAAGAGGGAGAGAGAGACAGAGAAGUGACACAAAUCAAUGUGAGCACCCAAACCACCAUCACCAGCAGCAGCAGCGGCGGCAGUCUUCCCCCUCUACCGACCUCCAUCACCUCCCUGUCUUUCAGUGAGAGAGACCAGUGGAGAACGGGAGUCACAGGAAAGACGGGCUCCUCAGCAGCGCAGCAUCCGGUUUGAAGGGGCUAAGUGGACAGAGCAGCUGAUUACUUCUGGGUAUUUUUUUCCUUCAUAUUGCUCAUCAAGUAACUGGAUGUCUUCCAAGCGACCAGCCUCUCCAUAUGGGGGGACAGAUGGAGAGGUAACCAUGGCAACCAGCAGACAGCGAGUGGAGGAUGAGGAGAGUGAGGGACUGGGCGGUGUCAUCCACCUCCCCCUGGCCUCCUACUGCAACAAGGUGUCCCCUCGCUCGCCCCCCAACCGCAACUUGGACAGCCCGCCCAACAUGGAGCAGGAUGGCACUAAGGGGAGCUCCCUGAGUCCUUACCCUCAGCACAAUGCUACCUCACCAGGCAAAGAAGAGGGUGGAGGCGGGGGGCGCCUCUGCAGCGACGGGGGCUCGGCCGCGGGCACCCUGGGCACCCCCGAGAGACGCAAGGGCAGCCUGGCAGACGUGGUGGACACACUGAAACAACGCAAGAUGGAGGAGCUGAUCAAAAACGAGCCAGAAGAGGCCCCCAGCAUUGAGAGGCUGUUGUCAAAGGACUGGAAGGAUAAACUUUUGGCCAUGGGCUCAGGGCACGUCGGAGAAAUUAAAGGUACCCCAGACAGCCUGGCGGAGAAAGAGCGCCAACUCAUGGGCAUGAUUGGCCAGUUGAGCAGCCUGAGGGAGCAGCUCUUGGCGGCCCAUGAGGAGCAGAAGAAGCUGGCCGCCUCACAGAUGGAGAAGCAGAGGCAGCAGAUGGAGCUCGCCAAGCAGCAGCAGGAUCAGAUUGCCCGGCAACAGCAGCAGCUUCUACAGCAGCAACACAAAAUCAACCUCCUGCAGCAACAAAUCCAGCAGGUCCAGGGCCAACUCCCUCCACUGAUGAUUCCUGUCUUUCCCCCAGACCAGCGAACUCUUGCGGCAGCUGCGGCCCAGCAGGGCUUCCUAAUGCCCCCUAGCUUCAACUACAAGCCUGGCUGCAGUGACCCCUACCCUCUCCAGCUCAUCCCCACAACGAUGGCUGCUGCUGCUGCUGCCACACCAGGUCUGGGACCCCUACAGCUCCAGCAGUUGUAUGCUGCUCAGCUAGCAGCCAUGCAGGUUUCCCCUGGGGCCAAGCAGCAUGGAGGCAGCCUUCCUCCCCAAGCCAACCUGGGCACGCACUCGCCACCCACCAACACACAUUCACAGAGUGACAAGGUCCGCAGCUCCCCGCCACCAAAUAAAACCAAGGACAGUGAGGGUGCACAGCCACUGAACCUGUCGGCCAAGCCUAAGGCAUCCGAGAGCAAGUCACCCAACUCCCCCCCAACUUCCCCACAGGUGCCGGCUGCUGCUGCUGCGAACAAGCUGGACCCCACUUCCAUGAAGCACAGCGUUGCCCCCUCCAGCAUUGGAGGACCACCGACCAGAGUCAGCUCAAUUGCAGACUUGUUGUCGUCGCUGUCUUCGACAGCCUACCUGAACGACCACGAGGCGGUGACCAAGGCCUUCGCCGAGGCUCGGCAGAUGAAGGAGCAGCUGAAGAGAGAGCAGCAGGUGCUGGAUGCCAAGGUGGCAGCCGUCAGCAACCUCAGCCUCAACAACGGCCGCUCAGACAAGGACAAAGCUGCCUUGGAGAGUCUGAGUCAACAGCUGAAGCAGCAGGCCGAGAACAAGUUCAGCCACGCCAUGCUGGACUUCACCAUGAGUGGAGACUCUGACGGCUCUCCCAGCGUGUCAGACUCCAGGAUAUUCCGAGAGUCUCGGGGUCGUAGCAGCAGCGAGCCGCACAUCAAAAGGCCGAUGAACGCUUUCAUGGUCUGGGCCAAGGACGAGAGGCGAAAGAUCCUCCAGGCCUUCCCCGACAUGCACAACUCCAACAUCAGCAAGAUCCUUGGCUCACGCUGGAAAGCCAUGACCAACCUGGAGAAGCAGCCGUACUACGAGGAGCAGGCUCGGCUCAGCAAGCAGCACCUGGAAAAAUACCCCGACUACAAGUACAAGCCACGGCCCAAACGCACCUGCCUGGUGGACGGCAAGAAGCUGCGCAUCGGCGAGUACAAGGCCAUCAUGAGGUCCCGCAGGCAGGAAAUGAGACAGUACUUCAGUGUGGGGCAGCAGGGUCAGCUGCCGUUGUCCUCUGCAGGCGUCGUUUACCCAGGUGCCCUAUCCAUGGCGGGGAUGCCCUCACCCCAGAUGCCCUCAGAGCACUCGAGCAUGUCCAGCAGCCCCGAGCCCAACGCCAACCACCACCAGAACCCCAGCAUGCCUGGCCUCAAGGGGGAGGAGCCGCGAAUCAAGGAGGAGGAGCUCAGGCUAGACGACAGCAAUGGCGACGUGUACGACGACUUUGACUACGAGGACGAAGAUGGCGACUACGCCAGCGAUAACGAGAACCAUAUCACCCAAUAGGACGGCAUCAGCACCGCCUGCUUUUUGUGUUUUGUUUUGUUUUUUUGUAAGCCAAUCACCGCUGGUUAAUCUCACAAAAUCCCCACCAAUCAGGAAGAAACCUUUCGCUUUUGCCAAUCGCUUUGGAACCAGUUUCACCGCCCCCCCCCGACUAACAUGGACUCUUCUAAUAGAGCCAGAUCCACUCCCCUCCCCUUCCUCUCCCCCCGGAGUCCUGAUACCAGCAUCUUUUGAUCAAUCAACCGAAGCACAGGACCUGUCACUCACACUGACUGUUACACACUGACUGGAGGAAGAGACGACCAAGGCAGUUCUGAAGCUCGCUGAGGAAUACCCACAUAGUACUGCAGGUGUUAGAGUGUAAUGCCACGAGUGAAGAGAAAGCAACAUGGCUCUCAGAAAGCAACCUUUUAGUCCCGUUUGUUGAAGAAAAACUGAAAAACAGAGGACCUGUCAAAGGCUAACAUGACACUUUAAGAUGGCGGACCUGUUUAUUAUCAAGAGACAUUUUUAAAAAUAAAACAGCUUUUUUUGUUCUUUGGUUCUAUAAUAUUCUCACUCAGGUACACGGUGCCAAUAAGUGGCUUGUGAAUGUGAUUUGUUGUUUUUGUGCUACAAGUUUGAAUAAUAAUAGAAAAAAGAGACUUUUCUUUUUUCCCCUUUUGUUGUAAAGCACCUGAAAGACAUGAGACAUUUAUUUUUAACAAAAAGAUAUCUUUUCUUCAACCUCGCAGUGUGCUGUCAGCAAUCCCCCCCAAUUUUUCUCCCCCUUUGUGUUUUUUUUGUGACCGCCCGCUUACCCCCCCUCCCCUCCUUGCAUCGCAUGGAAUCAAAUGGGACGGUCCAGCCGGGACUGACCAGCACAAAGUGGACUGUCCCACUUUGAGUGGAUUUUCGGUGUGUGGGGAGGGGCGGGUUGCAGCAAAGGGAAGUCUCUCUGGCGUCACGGAGCAGAAACAAAAGCACUGUGUUGCGAGACAAUCCACCGGUUUCCUUCUCGCUCCAUCCCUCUAUCUCGAUCUCGUCCAGGGCAAAAAAAACCCACACAUCAGUGCGACUUCGAUCGAAACAUCCCAACAGUGCGAGUGUGUGUCAGUGUGUGUGCUCCACCAUUGGACGUUUGCACACGCGCUCGCAAAAAGAAAGCUAAUAAUACUGCAGAAAGACAGGCAACUAAUGCUGCUGCUGUUAUUUCCUGUAACACACACACGCACACUGUGUUCUGUCCAGUGUUUUCCUAACCCCCCACCCUCCAAUCAACGUUGUCCUGCUGUAUUGCAGUGGGCGGAGCUGAGGUGAAGUCAGCCAGUCAGUGUUUCUGUUUGUAUUUGAAUACUGUAUUUUAUUAUUAUUUUUCUUCAAACUGCCUCUAGUCUAAUAAUAUUAUUAACAAUAAUUAUAAGGAUGGUCAACGUUUCCUAAGUUUAGUAAGUUAUGUACAGUAUAAUUUAUUUUUCUCCUCUUUAUUGGGUUUUUAUGACCAUAUGAAACAGUCAAUGAAGCAUUAUUCUAUUUAGCUGGUAGGUAUUUAGAUCUAAACAAAAAGUUGUCAUUUUACCUUGCUUUGUUUUGCAAUUUUAUUUUAUGUUAUUUUAUUUUUGAUCCCCUCCUAUUAAUCCUCUGCGGGCGGGUGAGCUGGACUGAAAGACAUGGACGCCAGCCUUCGUCCGAACUGAAGACGUAACCCUUUUUAUCAUGUCCGAACCCAUUUCUAAGAAGCACUCAGACUCUGUGCAGUCAGAGAAGAAGAACAUGAUUUUAUAUUGUUAUUAUAAUUUUAUUUGUAAUGAUUAUCAUAAUGUAUAAUGUGAAUUUCCUCUUCUUCUUCUUUUUUUUUAAAUUUUUACAUGUUUUUGGUUUGUCACUUUUUCUGUGAACAGAGACCCGUCCCCGUUUACUAGUUUGGCUGCCUCACGGCGACACAGUGGAACAUCUUUGGCAUGGAUACACACACACACGCGCACACACACACACACACACACACACACACACGCGUGCGCACUGGGGGAUGCACCGAUGAAAUUCUGGGCCAAUACCAACACUGAUGUUUAUAAUGUAGCUGACAGCCAAUACCAAUAUUUUUUCAGUGUCUUUCUUUUGUACAAAAAUAUACUGACCUGUUUGAAAGUCUUUCAGAUCUUCAUCGCACAUUUUUUGAACAUUCAGAAUAAAGGAUGUCUUAUUUGUUAAUAUCCCGAAAUCAGCAGGAUUGAAUAUCGGCCAAUAACGAUAUUAGGCCGAUAUAUCGGCCAUUUUUAUAUAUAUAUAUACAUUUUUUUGGGUGGGGGGUAUUUAUACACCCCCCUUUUUCUUUUUCUUUUUUUACCAGUGAAGCAAUGAAAUUGUUUUAAAGAGAUACCACCUGACCAGUUUUAGAGUCUUUUAUUGGAUUUUUUAAAGAAUUAAUCCAAAUAAAACCUAUUUGCCAAUAUCUGUCAACGAGGGUCAAUAUUAGCUGAUAAUAUAUUCAACCGAUAUAUCAGUACAUCCCAAAUGUGCAGAUACAACACAUACAGGCACAUUUCAAAUGAAGAGAUUAUCAUGACAACCAAACAAAUCCUAUGCUGUCCUUUUUGUUUCUUGAAAAAAAUCCUGUAUAUAGACAUUUUUUUGUUUUGUUUUGUUGUUGUUGUUUUUGUUUUUUGUGGUAGCAGUGACUUUUUUUUAAUCAUGAGAAAGCAGUGUUUACUGCAAUCCACCAAGGCUGUUCCACUGUGUGCGCGUGUGGGUCUGCAGUAUCUUCAUCAGGAGCCCUUUGCUUUGUUUGAGCUCCACACGAUGCUACAGGAGCCAUGACUGCUCUUCAGGUGUGCUGUUUUCAUGUCACAUUCUCGCUUAUAGAUGUUUCCUACAUGCCACAUAACAAGCUUCUGGGUCUUAAUUUUGCUGUAUAGUCACCCCUGUUAUCACACCUUUGUUGAACCCCAUGCUGGAAAGAGGGGACUAAAUGAAUAAGUCCAUUUUUUAAAACAGUAUCAGGAGGGUGGGUGUUUGGGUGGGGCAUUAAGAGAUCAGUCAUCCCUGCUGGCAAGGUCCGUCCCCAUAUCAAGACAAUGAAAAUGAUGAUGAUGAUGAUAUUAUUUAAGACAAUCAAAGUCAUGAGUGGAGCUCAAAACAAAGUGAGAAUUAUUACUAGUAAACAAAAAAAAAAUAUCUUACCAUCUCAACUUGAAAAUUCAAGAAAGAUAAUUAUGUAAAUAUAACAUAGAGUUAUAGAUUUAUAUUUUGUUCAUAACACAGUGUAAUAUAAGUUGUAUAUUUCUUUUUUUUUUCUUCCUCUCCCUACUGUCUCUUUUAUUGAUGUUAUCCAUGCCACAGAAAAAGCAAGAGUCACAGCACUCGCACAAAAAAAGAAGAAAAAUAUCAAAGAAAUAAAGAAAAACAGGGGAAAAAAAGCCGUGGGCUGCCACCACCAUCUGUUCUAAGUUCACUUUUUUUCAGUAUUACUGCCAGACAAGGCUCUAAUAAAGACAGCAAUGUGUUCAGUAAAAAAAACUUGUCCUGGUCCUGGUCACUUCUUUUCCUCCACGCAUUCGCACGGCUUUACGGUUCCCCACACCAACAUACAAAUGUACACUACCACUCCCCCCUCUUUUUUAAGGUAUAGUGCAGUGAACACACCACAGCAUAAACACACGAGCAGACAGACAACUUUUUAAAGUAGUAGUAGUGCUGGGAGUGUCGACGUUUCUUCAGUCCUCUUUCUAAAGUGGCUUAAUGUGAGCCCAUGUGUCGCCAAACGAUUCAAUCAUCUCCAUAACAACGUGUUAAUUAUGCCAAGUCCACCUUCUUGCCCCUCCAAUCAGAGGGCCAGCUGGGAGGCGUGGAGAAGAAUCAUGGCCCACUAGCAACCUGAUAACCUAAUUAAGCACAACAAGGGAACACGGGGAGACGGGCUGGAGGGGGGGUGUAAGUGAUGAAAUGUGUGUGUGUGUGUGCUAAUCAUAAAAAGAAGAAGAGUAGCCUAUAUUCGCAGUGUCCAUAUAAGCCUCCCCGGCCUGUCAGAGUGCUGGCUGUGCUGCUGUCACCAGUUUUAAAAGUGAAAUCUUUAAUUGAUGCUCGCUUAAGAAGGUUUGGGAUGUUCGUGCCUCCACUUCUGAAGGGUUAAAAAACACAAAACCCCACUCAGGGCGCCCAUUAAAGCACUGUCCCCCCCAUCUGUGUCCAUAUGUUAAACCCCCUCCACAGCCCGGCUCGACGCGCUGUGCGUGAAAACAGUUAAAUGCACUCCAAGGAGAUGAUUUUACGUGCUUUGGUAAUUACCAUAACUACACACACACAGAGACCCUUUUGAUGCAAUAAAGAGGCAGGAUGGGGGAAGAUCCACAACUCCUACAUUAAGAGGACGACUUCUUUCUUUUUUUUUCCUUCUGGGCUUUGUGAAUUUUUCAGAGGCGGCCUGGAGGUAAAAUCUGAGAAAAGGUUUAUGUGUGAAUAGUUGAGGAGCAGAGAGGGGAUUCAGAUCCCCCCCCCCCUUUUUUUUUUCUUUAUUGUCAGCAGUACGUGAGAUGCUGGAGGAAGCAAACAGUGGCUAUACUCAGAUUAAAUCACACACACACACACACCCUAAGGUGUACUGUAGGAGUUUGCUCAGCUUAAACCACAUUUAUAUCUAGCGGGUAUUUCCAGCACAAUAGCUCAGACCAAAGAGGGGAAACUAUUACAAUGAGCACAUCUUUACAUUUGAAUGCCUGCUUAUUUUUCUGAUUUAAUUUCCUCAAAGUUUUUGCGCAGGCCCAGUAGCCCGUGGAUCGCUUGAAAAAAUAAAACAACAAAACUUGAAUGCGUGAACGCGCACCUGGCGUGACUGUGAGCACGGCCCUCUGCCUGCACUGCCUCGGCUCAAAUAUACAGCUUUUUUUUUCUUCGAACCGUGGGUGUUUGGAAAUUGAGUGAAAACGAUGUCACAUUAAUGAUUUAAAGUCGGUAAUAGGAUGUGCUGUGACGCUGAGCCCCCAGCUAAGCUGAGUUUAAGGCUCCGGCGUUAAUGUAUUCAUGAGGAGGAGGAUUAUACAGAGACAAGAGCAGCUAGAGAGCUGAGUGCAGCACAGCAGCCAGGGCCAACAGGCCUUCUAGAUAUUAUAUAUAACUCCAUUUAUACUGCACGAUGCAGGAGGUAGGACUGCACACACACACACGCAUAAAGGGUAAGGCGGGCAUUGCUUUUGAAAUCAUGCAGUGUGAGCCUAGAAUUGAAUUUGAUUGUAUUAAUGUUGUUUUAUUACUUAUUAUUUUUUAUCGAUAAAGCUGGGGAGGAUAGCAGCACACUGCUA